This is a messenger RNA of Cyphellophora europaea CBS 101466, 1269 nucleotides long. RefSeq lists its product as uncharacterized. Gene Ontology annotation, molecular function: DNA binding; DNA-(apurinic or apyrimidinic site) endonuclease activity; oxidized pyrimidine nucleobase lesion DNA N-glycosylase activity. Gene Ontology annotation, cellular component: nucleus. Gene Ontology annotation, biological process: nucleotide-excision repair; base-excision repair; base-excision repair, AP site formation. The coding region runs from base 1 to 1269 and encodes 422 amino acids. The record is from RefSeq and is a predicted model, not a curated record. NCBI's taxonomy places the organism in Eukaryota, Fungi, Ascomycota, Eurotiomycetes, Chaetothyriales, Cyphellophoraceae. The transcript has a single exon.
AUGCGCACUUCGAAGGUUUCUCAAGAUACCACGCGAAUCUUUAGCGCUCUCUCGACCAAUGCUCGCUCAGCAACAAGGCGCUCGACGCGCAGUUCGAAGCUGAUCUCGACGUUCUCUCUCGGUCAUGAUGGCACCGUCGAAAUCAAAGAACAAGACGAGCCUCACUCAGAAACUCCUCCGAGUCCCGCAGCUGACAUUGAAGACGCGUUUGAGCCCUCUCCACAGCUCUCCCGGAAACGGAAGCGGCGUAGUGACUCUCCUCAUCCCUCAACGCCGCCAUCGAAACUCAGCAGUACCCGCAUCAAGGCUGAAAUUACCUCUCCAACCCUGGAGCCCAUAUUAGCUACGGCUUCCCCACGUCAAAAAGCCCUGCCCAAAAUUCCUGCUCGCCGCAAACCCCUUCCGAAUGGCACCUAUGCCUAUACACCACCCUCCAACUGGACUACCAUGUACAACAUUGUCAAAGACCAACGCGAGCGCAAUCCCACCGCACCCGUCGAUACGAUGGGCUGUGAGGACCUUUUCUGGCAGUCUGCGUCUCCCAAGGAGCAACGCUAUCACACCCUCGUCGCCCUGAUGCUCUCCAGCCAGACCAAAGACACUGUCACGGCCGCGGCAAUGUACAGACUGCACACAGAGCUAGCGCCAUUGGCAUCACUCGAUGAUGACGGGAAGGCCAUAUCCAGCAGUCUGACAGUGCAAAACAUCGUUUCAUGCGACGCGAAGCACUUGGACAGCUUGAUUGGGAAAGUGGGUUUCCACAACAACAAGACCAAGUACCUUAAGUCGACGGCACAAAUUCUACUUGACGAACACGAUGGUGACGUGCCCAGUACGCUCGAAGGUCUUGUAGCGCUUCCUGGUGUCGGACCGAAGAUGGCGUUCCUAUGUCUGUCUGGUGCGUGGGGUCUGGAUCAUGGGAUCGGCGUGGAUGUACAUGUGCAUCGGAUCACCAAUUUGUGGGGCUGGCACGCCACCAAGAACCCAGAAGAAACGAGAAUGUGGCUCGAGGGCUGGCUGCCACGAGAGAAGUGGCAUGAGAUCAAUAAGCUGUUGGUCGGGUUGGGGCAGACGGUAUGCUUGCCCGUUGGACGGCGGUGCGGAGAGUGCGACUUGCAAGGUACCGGUUUGUGCAAAGGAGAGGUCAGGGGUUGGAAAGCAAGUCCACGAAAGAUCAAGGUCGAGGAGAAGAAAGUCGUUGGAGUGAAAUACGAGGGAAUGGGCGGGGAAAGGAACAUUGAGAAGCUGGAGAUCAAGUGUGAAGGCUGA